AUGCAGCAUGGCGAUGACGACGGUGAGACGCUGGCAGAGGCGGAACUGGAUGGAUUUCAGGCCGACGACCGCAGCUCCUGGAAUCGGCUCAGCGGAUUGGCCUUCGCCUGGGCUCUGGCCAUUUCCGUGGCGCUGGCGGUGCAGUGCGCCCAGGGCGAUCGGCGCCAGGAGAAGCGCCUGCGCCUGGAGCAUUUCAAUGGUUGGCAGUUCAUAAUGUGCUGCGUCAUCAUCUGGCACCACUACUGCAACCCGAGCAUUUUCGCAGAACUGGCCUAUUGCUCCGUCACGUUCUUCGUCUUUUUCUCGGGCUUCGUGACGGAAUACGCCUAUGCAGACAAGAUGUCAGGUGUCAAAGCACACCUCCGUUCCUUCUACUUGCGGCGAAUCGUUCGCGUUCUUCCGAUGUAUUAUGGUAUUCACUUCCUGGUACUGGUAUCGUCGGGCAAGUCCCUGGCAACCGAUUUCCAGGACUCGGUGCUCAUGCUGUGCACCUGGCAUGGGUCUUCACCUGCCACCAAUUUUCCUGCAUGGACCGUCUGCGCGCUGGUGUGGUGCUGGUUGUUCGCACCACUCGCUUCACGCAUCCUCUUCCACAUGCGACAGCGUUUCGGGAGCGGUGCAAAGUAUCCGCUGGCUCUCUGGACCUGUUUGCUGACUCUUGGGCUGUGUGAUGAAGUGUGGUCUCGCCUCGUAUUCCAGCAGGAUGAGGACAUGGAUUUGGACUACUGGUUCUACGAGACGAAGCACAACGUGUUCAUCUUCUGCCUCGGUAUGGGUGUUGCCGAGGUUGCGCGGCACAUGCCCGAUGCCCCUCACCUGGCGUGGCUUUGGCCUGUCUGCUGUGACGUGACCCUGCUCGCGACCCUGGUGCUGACGGCCUCCUGGAACGGAGCUGCGCCUUCCUGGGGCUCCAGCUACUGGAGUGGCUCUCUGGCUCCGGUGGCUGUAUGGGUUCUGACAUCAACCCUGGGUCACCAGUCCCUCCUGAACCGAGUCCUCAGUCACCGAAUCCUCCACACGCUGGGGGAGUACUCCAUGCAAAUCUACCUCCUUGCAAAUCCACUGCACGACUUGCUCCCAGAGGAAAUCGAGCCGAUCCUACUCUACGCGUUCAUCAUCGCCCUGUCCGUGGCUGCAGCUGAUCUCGUGGAGCAUCGGUGGUCCGAGUUCCUCAAGAAGGCCACAGACAGGCUCCAGCGAGGUGCUUCAGGUCCCACCGUGGAUCUCGAGGAUGGCAUCCUCCUAGCUGAGAGGGCAAAGCCCUGA
Messenger RNA from Symbiodinium natans, 1266 nucleotides. NCBI's taxonomy places the organism in Eukaryota, Dinophyceae, Suessiales, Symbiodiniaceae. The record is from the annotation of a GenBank genome assembly.